Paramecium octaurelia is the source of this 891-nucleotide messenger RNA. Lineage: Eukaryota; Ciliophora; Oligohymenophorea; Peniculida; Parameciidae. The record is from the annotation of a GenBank genome assembly.
AUGAAUAAAUAUUAUGAGUUUUCUAAAUCUAAGGAUGAAUCAAGAUUAUCUAUUGACUCUUAGGAACUACUAAGAUAAGUGGAAAAUAAAAUAAACUAAGAAUAAUCACCAACCUUUAUCUCGCCCUAAAAAUAAUAAUAAUUAAAGUAUGCUGAUCACUUUGAUUAAAAAGAGCAAAUAGAUUAUUUGUCAUUUAAGGAAUAGGCAAUAAUAAAACGGUUGUUUAAUUUGCGAGAUGAUUACAAACAAUUCCUAAAAAACGUGUAAUCUAAUUAAGAACAAUUGAUGUAAUCUAUUCGGGAGGUAAUGAAAAAAGUUACGGAAAAAGGGAAUCGGCAUUUAUAAGACCAAGAACAGGAACUAAGGUUAUAAUUGCAAGAAAUUCAAAAAAAUAAGGAGCUGAUCAAUUCAUAUUCUAACUGUCAAAUUAUAUAAUCACCUUUAAAAUAAAAAAGCCACUUCUUCUCAGAAAUAACCAACAAGAUUUCUGAACUAAAUAGUUAGAUCCUUGAAUUUUUUGAUCAAGACAAUUCAAUACAAUCGAGUAGGUAUUAGAAAAAACUAAAUUUCUCAAAUUAUAAAGAAUUGAGUUCUAAAAAGAAGUACAAGGAAUCGCCCAGUCCAUUCAAAGAGAUUGAUAGAGUAUUAUAGUUGAAAACAUCCUCAAGCAAAACUUAACUUUAAGGUAAAACCUCACCUUAGGACCUAAAUUAAUUUAUUGAAGUGCUUAAACUUAAAAUUAAUAAUACUAAAAAUUACAAUUUGUUAUAGAGUAGACCAAAUAUCUCAGGCAAUUUUUUGUAAAGCAAAUUAAAUAGUAACUCAAAAAGGAUUUCGAUUGAAGAAUAGCUCUAAUCCUAAUACAAAACAUUUUUUCAAUCUGUAUUUUGA